Messenger RNA from Diorhabda sublineata, 1556 nucleotides. Its product is annotated as circadian clock-controlled protein daywake-like. The coding region runs from base 197 to 739 and encodes 180 amino acids. NCBI's taxonomy places the organism in Eukaryota, Metazoa, Arthropoda, Insecta, Coleoptera, Chrysomelidae. The transcript is spliced from 4 exons. The record is from RefSeq and is a predicted model, not a curated record.
AAUCAAAAUAAGUUCCCAGAAGUACCCAUCGAUCCCGUGUGUUUUGAAAAAGUUACUCAAGGUCAAAAGUUUUAUUUUUCUAUUGAUUAGUGUCGUUUUUUCCGGUUAAUGUACGUUGUUAAUAUCUGUCACCUGUCCUCAAAUUCACACUAUCGCGUUCCCUGUGUUGAGUAUAAGAAAUCAUACCCCGAUCUACAUGGUAAUACAAGGUGGCAGGGGUCCGGUAACAGUAAACGCAUCAUUAGAUAAUGUUACAGUGAUAGGAUUUGGUAAUACUAAAAUACUUUAUAACAGUGUGGAUCCUAAAACUUACGAUUUUUAUACUAAACUGUCUUUACCAAGAUUAAGAAUCGAUGGAAAUUAUGAAUUACUCGGUAAAAUAUUGGUUAUACCUUUAAGAGGAAAGGGAAAGUGUUGGUUUGAUGCUCAAAAUCUGGAUAUCAACGUAAAAAGCGAUGUUAUUAUGGAAAAGCACGACGGUUUCGAUUUCUUCAAUGUGACCGAUGUCCACGUGACCUUCAACAUUGGAGGUUUAAAAUUACAUAUGGGGAACUUAUUCGACGGAAUCAAAGCGUUAGAAGAGUCAACAAACGAAUAUUUGAACGCUAACUGGAGGCCCGUGGCUGAUUCACUGAGUCCAAUUUUAUCGAAAACCAUCGAAGAUAUAAUGUUAGAUAUUUUACAAAGAGUUUUUGAUAAUAUUCCAGCAAAUUUCUUUUUAGGAGAUUUGGAACUAUAAGACUCACAACAAAAAUAUAUAUUUUUUUAUAUUUAAUUGAAAAAAGGUUCAACAUUUUUAUCUUAUGAAUUCCCUUUCACAAUCGAGUAAUAUAGGCUUGAAAUCGAUUUUAUUCAUCUACAACUUCUCGAUACCGAGCUUGUAGAAUAAUUUGUCUUUUGCAUCAGUUUCAGCAAUUGCUUCUUCAUUUGACCUGAAUUUCUUAGUCAGUAGUCACUGGGGGCCAAAUCACACGAAAUUGUUUCGAAAAUAACAAAAGUAGCUUUACCUAAAUAGCUGUCAUUUUAUUUUGACUAAUCGAAACGUCAUGACAUUUUGAAGGUUGGUACUUCAUUAAAGUUAUAUUGAUAUGGAUAAUUUCAAGUUCCGAACAAGCUUUCUAAGUUAAAUGAAUUAUCAACAAGACAAAACAAACGAAGCUGCAUGUUGUCAAUGGUCUGAUUGUGCUCUAAAAACAAUUAUUAUUCCAUAACCAUAUUUAUGGUUGCGUCAUUAUGAAUAGCGUCUUCUUGAUGUAGCUAAACGUUUGAGCAUCUCUGAGAAGUCUUUAAGGGUAUGAGACAAGCUAAUACAUUACAUUGAAAAGGAUAAUUCAAGGUGACUGAUUGGUUUUUCUAAGGAAAUUCGUCUUCGAUGGUUUCGACGAAGGGUCAAUCAGGAGAUCAUGAAUAUGUUGAUGAUAGAAUGAAAUAAAUGUGUAACGUGUUUACAGAAUUGAAUAAUUUUUCUUCUUUUUUAUAAAUAUUGUGUUUUAUAAGAUACUAAUGUGAACCCGAUUUAAUGUCGAAGAAAAAUUAAACAUUUUUUUUUAUAGAAA